Molecule: messenger RNA, 1833 nt
Organism: Humulus lupulus (European hop)
Lineage: Eukaryota; Viridiplantae; Streptophyta; Magnoliopsida; Rosales; Cannabaceae
Exons: 6
Coding region: 303-1544 (413 amino acids)
Molecular function (GO): lipid binding
Source: RefSeq, a predicted model, not a curated record
AUGUAUUAUUAAUUUAUAAUUAUUUUAUUUUUAUUACACUAAUUUCUAGAAAAAAUGUAUUUUAUUAUAUCACCCUCCAAACCAAAGACAACCCAAAUUUAUAAAUACUGUAUACGUUUUGGUAAUUAAGUAUCAUAUAAUUUUUAUUUUGGUCUAAAUUUGCGAGCUAAGAGAGAGAGAGAGCGCUGUUGUCCUUGUUCAUCGUGUAUAGUUAUGCAAAUUCGAGGGCGACUUCUUCAACAGAGGAAUAGCCAGCCAUAGCCAAUAACUAUAACAAUAACCACUGCAACUGAGCCAAAAUCAUGGCCAACUUCUGGGAUUUCGUUCCUUCUUCUCCUCCUCCUGCCUUCACCUCCUUCUCCUAUGGUUCCUCCCACGACUUCUGGCGGGAAAACGUCCAUGGGGGUUGGGCUACUCUCCUUGCUCUCCUUCUCAUCUUGCUCUGGCACUUUUCUAGAAGAUUUUCUUUCCAAUUUCGUUUUUCGUCUUCUUCUUCUUCUUCUUUUCCUUCUUCUUUGUCUUCGUCGUCGAUUCUCGCCCCGCCUUCUACUCCCGCCGCCGUCUCGACUUCUCCGACUCCCCAAUUUGGGAUCUCAGAGAUUGUCUCGGAUGCAGAUUUAUUGUUUCUGGUGAAGAAUUUGGACGAGAAGAAUGGUGAGAAUGAUAAGUGGGAGAGUGUUGUAGACAAAAGAAAUGUUCAUCUUUCCUACAGUGCUAAAUGCUGCAAGUCUAAGGAUGUUCCCUUGAAAUACUUGAGUGUUACCGUAUUCGAGAAUUGCUCUACUGAGUUAUUGAGAGACUUCUAUAUGGACAAUGAUUACAGAAAGCAGUGGGACAGAACAAUUGUAGAGCAUCAACAGUUACAAGUGGAUGAAAACAAUGGAAUAGAAAUUGGCUGCACAAUAAAAAAAUUUCCACUCUUGACACCUAGAGAGUAUAUUUUAGCCUGGAGAUUGUGGGAGGGCAAGGAUAAUACAUUCUACUGUUUCAUUAAGGAAUGCGAACAUCCUAUGGCACCAAAGCAAAAGAAGUAUGUUCGUGUCAGUGUUUUUAGAUCUGGUUGGCAAAUCAGAAAAGUUCCUGGUAGAAAUGCAUGCGAGAUCAGAAUGUUUCAUCAAGAAGAUGCUGGUUUAAAUGUGGAGAUGGCAAAGUUGGUUUUCGCAAAGGGCAUAUGGAGUUAUGUCUGUAAAAUGGAUAGUGCCUUACGAAAGUAUCCUACUGUCAGACAUCCUCAAUCUUCUUCCGUUAGUGCUGUCACUUUGAUUAAAAAGGUUCCACCUGGAUUAGAAGAUACAGAUGAUGUGAGUGUGACCUCAGAAGUAAUCUCAGCAUCGAAUACUGUUCAUGGAUCAAUUAUUGUCGAGCAAAGAAAAUUAUUAAUGAAACCAUCAAAGAAAAUGGUAGCAAAGGGCUUGCUGCUUCUCGGGGGGGUAAUCUGCCUGUCUCGUGGUCAUCCUAGUUUGGGUGCUAAAGUUGCUAUGGCAUGCAUCUUGAACAAGCUGAGGAAACGUGGUGCUUCAUCAACGCAAAGCAAUCAAAAGUAGGUACAUGACCCUGUUGCAUUACAAUAAUGUUGCAUGGCAUAGUAAAGUUUCCACAUGCAACUGCCACCAUAGAAGUCUUGUAGUAUGCUCUUUCUAAUGAGUGACACCAUCUCUUUGCGAAUAAAGCAAAGUGGAGGAAAUGGAAGAAGGUGGAAGAGGAAGAGAUGGGUCCAUAUUUGUUAAGAAUGUUGUAAGUGAUAGAAUUCUGUUACUUCUCUAACGGUUUUGUAAAUCUUUAAGUGCCCUGAAGGGAUGGCAUAACUGAUAAUAAGAAAAUUUCUAUUACUAA